AUGCUAUCCCCUAUCUUCAAGACCCUCCCUCUGCGGGGAUUCCUUCGUACACCGCAGACUGUUACUAUCGCUAUUGCCGCUGCACGACCCUUCUCUACCUCUACAAACCUUUCUUCACCAGUAACACUGUCCUUCGCCGAUGUGCCCAAACCAGUACCUCAAGAAGCAGCAAAAUCUCAGCCUAUUGUCAUCCUCCAUGGAUUAUUUGGGUCCAAACAAAAUUGGAAAUCACUCUCUAAAGCAAUGGCUUCUCGGCUUAAUACUCAAGUCAUUGCAUUGGAUCUUCGUAAUCAUGGAGAGAGUGGACACUCCCAAGUGCAUGAUUACAGUCAUAUGAUGAUAGACGUCGCUCAUUUCCUCAAAGAACGGAACCUAGAAAACCCUAUUAUCAUUGGUCAUUCCAUGGGAGGCAAGGUAGCUAUGACCAUUGCAUUAAACCAAACUCCAAUAGAUCGCCUGAUCGUUGUGGAUAUAGCCCCUAUCAAUGCAAAGAUCCCUUCCGAAUUCGCCAAGUAUGUAGAAUCCUUGAAGGAGAUCCAAGCAGCCCGCAUUAGGAGACAAAGUGAAGCAGAUGAUAUCCUAAAAAAAGCAGUUCCCGAUGUGGGAGUUCGUCAAUUUUUGCUGACAAAUUUGAAACGGGAUACUUUGAACGACACAUUCAACUUUCGUGUUCCGCUUGAAACCAUUGGUAAUUCACUGAGCAAGCUGGGCCAAUUCGAUUUUGUUCCAGGACAAGCUGAGUACAGUGGCAAGGCUCUGUUCAUCAAAGGCAACAAAUCUGACUACAUCACUGAGAAGGGGAUCGAGCUGAUCAAGUCGCUCUUCCCUAAUGCAAGGAUCGAAGGAUUAGAAGCUGGGCAUUGGACACAUGCUGAGAAACCAGAGGAAUUCUUGAAACUUGUAACAGAAUUUGCGCAGGAAAAAUAGAUAUUUAGAGAGUAACAUAGACGACGACACAUAGAUGUCUCUAUUUCUUUUCAAUGCAAGAAUUGAUUGGCUGAAUCCCGUCUCACGUGGCUAUGACAUCCCUUAUCCCAGAGGGUCAAGCUUGUCGUUCUUUUUGGCUAGACUCUUUCAAAUAUAAAU
Molecule: messenger RNA, 1086 nt
Organism: Lobosporangium transversale
Lineage: Eukaryota; Fungi; Mortierellomycota; Mortierellomycetes; Mortierellales; Mortierellaceae
Product: Alpha/Beta hydrolase protein
Exons: 5
Coding region: 1-927 (308 amino acids)
Cellular component (GO): mitochondrion
Molecular function (GO): catalytic activity
Source: RefSeq, a predicted model, not a curated record